Messenger RNA from Lepisosteus oculatus (spotted gar), 3022 nucleotides. It is a transcript of the gene dennd6a, whose product is annotated as DENN/MADD domain containing 6Aa. The record is from RefSeq and is a predicted model, not a curated record. NCBI's taxonomy places the organism in Eukaryota, Metazoa, Chordata, Actinopteri, Semionotiformes, Lepisosteidae. Gene Ontology annotation, molecular function: guanyl-nucleotide exchange factor activity. Gene Ontology annotation, cellular component: recycling endosome.
ACUGCUGAUGCGGCGCAUCUUACGUCGCUUUCUGGAGUCUGGGGCUUUGUAGCUUGAAUUACAGGAUUUGUGUUGGGUUCACCGGGGAAUUGGGUGGAACUAUUGAUCCGGAGCGAGGGGAACCCCCAUCAAGCAGUUGCUAAAGUGAAAGUGAUAUGGCCUUGCAGGGUCAGGAAGAGAUCGGAGAGCAGAUCGAGGAAGCUGGAGACCCUCAGCAAGAUGUCAGCAUCUCCCCAGUGGAGCAGCAGCCCGAAGGGCCCGAAGUGGAGGUCGGAGACCAGCUGCUCCUGCCCUGGGAUCGCUUCUCGGCUUGGCUGCACUGCAUCUGUGUGGUGGGCUUCGAUCUGGAGCUCGGGCAGGCGGUAGAAGUUAUUUACCCUCACCAUUCCAACCUGACGGACAAAGAGAAAACCAGUAUUUGUUACUUGUCUUUCCCUGACUCCAACUCAGGCUGCCUUGGGGACACGCAGUUCUGUUUCCGGUUCCGCCAGGCUCUGGGCAGGAGGACGUCGCUCCGCUGCUUUCUGGACCAGUUCGACAGAGACGCUCCGGUCUACCUGAAGAGAGAUCCUGGCCACUACUAUGGCUACGUUUAUUUCCGGCAGGUUCGAGAUAAGUCGCUCAAGAGGGGUUACUUUCAGAAGUCCCUGGUGCUGAUCAGCAAGCUGCCCUAUGUGACUUUUUUCCACUCGCUGCUUCAACUCAUCGCCCCCGAGUACUUUGAGAAACAGGAGCCUUGCCUGGAGGCUGCUUGCAAUGACAUAGACCGCUGGCCUGUCCCGUCUCCUGGGAAAACCUUAAUCUUGCCGAUAAUGGGAGUGGUGCUGAAGGUUCGGAUUCCCACCUGUUCUGAUAAGCCUGGCACCACGCAACUGGCGCAGGCAGCACAGAGUGACACCCAGGUCUCUGUUGUCCUUCCAUCUAUUUAUGAAGUGGAGCUUUUCAGGUGCUUCAGCCCAGUGUUCUUUCACAUUCAGAUGCUGUGGGAGCUGGUGUUGCUAGGGGAAGCCCUGGUUGUCAUGGCGCCUUCACCCGCUGAAUCCUCGGAGACUGUUCUGGCAUUGGUCAGCUGCAUCUCACCCCUGCGGUACUGUAGUGACUUCAGGCCCUAUUUCACUAUCCACGACAGUGAAUUCAAGGAGUACACCACUCGCACGCAGGCUCCGCCUUCUGUGAUUCUGGGAGUGACCAAUCCCUUCUUUGCAAAAACGCUCCAGCACUGGCCACACAUCAUCCGCAUCGGGGACAUGAAACAAGCAGGGGAUAUUGCCAAGCCAGUUAAGGUGAAGAAACUGAAGAAUCUGAAGACAUUAGAUUCCAAACCAGGUGUUUACAGUGCCUACAAGCCAUUCCUCAACAAAGAUGAGGAGAUUAUCAGGCAGUUGCAGAAGGGAAUCCAGCAGAAACGCCCGUCCGCAGCCCAGAAUGCUAUUCUGCGGCGCUACUUCCUGGAGCUAACCCAGAGCUUCAUCAUUCCUCUGGAGCGCUACGUGGCUAGUUUAAUGCCGCUUCAGAAAAGUAUCUCUCCUUGGAAGAGCCCUCCCCAGCUGCGGCCCUUCAACCAAGAGGAGUUCAUGAAGACUCUGGAGAAGGCCGGCCCUCAGCUCACCUCUCGCCUCAAGGGGGACUGGAUUGGGCUGUACAGGCAGUUCCUGAGGUCUCCCAACUUUGAUGGCUGGUUCAGGACCCGCAGGAAAGAGAUGACCCAGAAGCUGGAAGCUCUUCACCUAGAGGCCUUGUGUGAUGAGGACUUGCUGCUCCGAAUUCAAAAACACACCGAGGUGGAAACUGUGGAUCUUGUGCUGAAGUUAAAAGACAAGCUGUUGCAGGCCGAACAGGAGCAGUUGCCAGUCAAGGUGGGGACGCUGGCCAGACUUCGGACACACAUUGAGGCCAUCAUUCUGACCCUGCCAGAGGACUUACAGGCCAUCCUGCAGAAGUCAGGCACAUCCUGAUACCAGGGUCGGCUUAGCUGGACGUCCAGCAGCAAGGCAGCGCAUCAAGGAGCUGGGGAACUGGGUAGUUGCAGACAAAGAACAUGCAGAUGAGUGGUGCCCAAAUCUAAACGGGACGGGUUCACAUUUCUCGUGAGAUGUGGCUUUUAUAUUAAGUGCACUUGUAUUUAUGAACCUAAGAGCCAUGUGCCCACAGGAGAAGUUCCACACGUGCAGUGCUGGCAUUGCAAAAACAGAAAACCAAUCAACAACAGAGGAAGCUGUAUUACACUGCACUACCUGUUUUGUCCUGCAGUGGGAGUCUGUGUACCACAACCCAGAUCAGGAUACCCCCUGGCUAGCAACCAGGCUGUCUGUGCUCUCGUCAUUUCCUCUCGCAUUUCACCAGCCUUUCUCCGCCUUUCUUGUGCAAGUCACCUGAGGAAUUAAGUCUCUUCAGUUUGCGUUUCUGGAGUUUGCCACGCUUCCUAGAAGACGUGGACGUUAUGGGGGUAAGGUAUGUGUACUGGCAGGUUACAAGGAGGCAGUUCGUAUUUACGUGGAGCAGCUAAGUUCGUUUUUUAGCUCUGUGGCCAUGUCAAAAAAGUUUCUUGAAACAUUUAUGAAAAGGCUGCAGGUCGUCGUGGGGAAGUGCAAAAAAUUGUUUUAGAAAUGUUUUAUUCUUGAUAGAUUGUUUGAAAGCCGCUAAGGUCUGUGAAAAAGACCUUCCUGUUCUCGCACUGACAGUGAUCCAGCACUGUUCAUGUUAAGUUAAGAGACAGCCCAAAUCCAUGGUUGUCUCACACUUCUUAUGAAGGAACACUAAUCUAGCUUUCUCUUUCUCAGGAUCAUUGAUAACCAGUCCUGCCACUUCAGCAGAGUCCCCUGUUUCUGAGUAGAAGCAAUCUGGAGGCUAUAAAUGACCAGGAUCCAGUCCCCAAAUGUAGCACAUCGUGCCUCACACCCACACCGAAACUCUCAAGAUCCAUUUAAUUGGGUAACUGAAACAGCCAGAAAACACAUUAAAUAUUAUAAAGUAUUAAUGUUCAGUUAUUUGUUUUUACAUUGCACUGUAGAUAUAUAUAUCA